Molecule: messenger RNA, 3315 nt
Organism: Bemisia tabaci
Lineage: Eukaryota; Metazoa; Arthropoda; Insecta; Hemiptera; Aleyrodidae
Gene: Nasp
Product: Nuclear autoantigenic sperm protein
Biological process (GO): DNA replication-dependent chromatin assembly; CENP-A containing chromatin assembly
Cellular component (GO): nucleoplasm
Molecular function (GO): histone binding
Source: RefSeq, a predicted model, not a curated record
GCGAGUGUGCGUGCGUCGGUGAAUCAUUGUCAUUCGCUCUUUUUCUCUGAAACCCGGUGUCUGAAAGUCUGAACUUUACGUCGAGAAAUUUCUUAAAAGACAUAACAUCGUUUGAAAGUUACUCAGUGACCUCCUCCGACUUUUAGCAGCCGGUUGAUUUCUAAAACUUGAAGGAUCUUCUGUUCCACCCGGGCUCGUGUUUCAUCCGCUGAAGUCGCGCUAACAUCUGCCUUUAAACACAUUGCCAUGGCGAAAGAGGAAGCUUCCCCAACCAAAGUUCAAGAAACAGCCACAGUACCCCCCACGGAGACUGACAAGGACUUGAAAUGUGAACUCAAAAGUAAAAUUGAAACUCCAGCUGCAGAAAUUAAAAGCAAUGGUGCUGAAUCAGUGGCUGAUGAAAAGUCUGAGUCUACAAAUGGCGAGAAGAUCAGCUCCGAGUCUACAAAUGGUAAAGAGGCUAACGGUGAUGCUAAGGAAGUAAAUGGCACUGAAGAAUCUGAGAAGAAAGUCGAAGAAAAGUAUCAUGAAUCGCCUACAAAAAAUGAGGCUUAUAUCCUUCUAGCUCAAGGUAAGCGUCACUAUUUAGUAAAGGACUACGCAUCUGCUGUAGCAACAUUGGGUGACUGCUGUGCCAAGUUCUCAGAAAUAUUUGGUGAACUUGCGGACGAAUGCGGUGAUGUUUAUUUCAGCUACGGGAAGGCAUUGCUGGAACUUGCCAGAGAAGAGAGUGGUGUACUAGGGCCAGCCAUUGAGAAAGACAAGGAGGAAAGUGGGGAGGAUGAAGAAGAAGAGGAAGAAGAUGGGGCUGAAGGAGAUGAAGAGGACAGCGAGAAGGAUGCUGAAAAGGAUGGAAAAGAUGCCAGCAAAGACACCAAAAAUGAUGCUGAAAUGGACACCAGUGCUGAUGCCAAAAAGGAUGCUGAAGAAAAGCCAGAAGAAGGAAAAGAAGGAACCAGCAAGGAAACUGUUGAGAAUGGUGAGAGUGCCAAGGAAGGCGGAGCUGAAGGUGAAGAUGUAGAGAAAGAAGUAGAAGAAGACGCUACAAACCUCCAGAUUGCUUGGGAAAUGCUCGAGCUAGCCAAAACUAUUUAUGAAAGGCAGAAAUCAGAUGAAAAACUAGCGGAUACACUUUUAAAAUUGGGUGAGGUUAGUUUAGAGACAGAAAAUUAUGAACAAGCAAUUGAAGAUAUGUCCAAGAGCUUGGAUCUGCAGCAAAAAAUCUUGAGCGCAGACGACAGAGGAGUGGCUGAAACAUACUUUCAAUUGGGAGUUGCGUGUUCUCUAGCUAAUUUCCAUGAUAGAUCUAUUUCGUACUUCAAGAAAGCCAAAGAAGUGCUUCAAUUAAGGAUCAAGAACUUGAAGGGCAAGACGGAACCAGACGAGAAGGAUAAAGUGAACGCAUUUUACAGCCUGGAUGGGGAGAUCAAGGAAAUUGAGAGCAUCAUCCCGGAGAUAGAUGAGAAAAUAGCUGACAUGGAAGAUUUCAAAGCAGAAACCCUGAGAGCCAUUAGUGCUUCUAUAAUUCCCAGUAAAGCAAAAGAAGGUGAAAGUUCCUCUUCCUCAUCCUGCAAACCCGCAAUGGAUAUCUCGCAUCUCAUCCGAAAGAAGCGGAAACCUGAGGAAGAGGCUGAAGGGUCUGAGUGUAAAAUUAAAAAAGCAGCCCCUGAGGUCACUGAAACCGAGAAAAAAGAAGGUGAGUCAAAGAGUGAACCCGUUUCCACCGAUGCAGAAAUGAAAGAAGUUGGAUCCAAUUCAGCUUAAUUAUAUCACCCAGUGGACAAGCUCUGAGAUUCUCCACUUUCUUUAAAUAAUUCCUCAUACACUAGUUCUAAUUAUUGUCUUUCAGAAUCGAUGUUAAUCAUGCAUUCAUUAAAUUAUUUAACUAGAUUAUCAAAUUGUAACUGUUUCUCUGUAAAUAUAGGUGUAAGUGAAAUUAGGAAAUGAAAAACAUGCACCCAUGUCUUUUUAGAUAGGAAGGGUCGAUACAGUCAAAUUUUUUAUUUUAAUUUAAGCUCUCUGACUGCAGUAUUUUCAAAUAAAUUAUGAUUGAUAUUUAAGGUAAAUUCAAUUAAUGUUUUUAAAAACUGUAAAAAUAUGGUUUUGUAAGGUUGUCUUUUAUCCCAUCUCCCUUAAAUGUGUGAAUCAGCUAAAAAAUAAUAUCCGUACUCUUCAUUCACUUUCAGCUGUUUUAGGUGUACGAAACAGUAGCAAGCUUCCAAUUCAUUUUAUUAUAAACUUUAAUGUGUACCUUGUAAAAUACUUUUUUUUCACACUGUCAUCUUUUAGAUCUAUGUCCCUGUUUCUUACCUGUAAAAUUUCUUCUGACAUUAAAAGCACAUAUUAUGUUGGUCAAGGGUUCAAAAAGCCUUCUCUAAUUGAAUAGUUUUUAAUCAAAGCUGCAUUGCAUAAUGGUGGCUUUUUUUGCAUUUAACUUGUGCUAGAUGCAUAUUUUUAAUGAAUGAAUGUAAAUUUAAUGUUUCAAAAAGUAAACAAGAAUUUUUGCUGACAAGGUUUCACAAAAGAAAUCUAACAAAUAGAUCAGUAUUUUGUCAAUUAUCUGUAAUUUUUUCACUUUCCUGUUGGGGGUAUUGUCUUUAUAAGCUUUUAUUCUCUGAUCCAAUUCAAUUUACGUAUAAUCCUUUUCCUUUCAAAAGGACAGGACUCAUUUUCAUCACAAUAUUCGCCUUUGCAUGUGACAAGGUUUAUUUUAAUGGUGUUCCAUGGUUGAGGAUUUGAAAUGAUCCCUUGCACACAUUCUUUAUCAGUUGAGUCGUUCCGCAAAACCAUCAUUUUCAAUUUAUUUUUAAACCAUCCCUGUAAUGCUGAAUAGGAUUUUUGUACUUUUACUCUCUAUGCUGAUUGUAAGUUUUGCACAGAUGAUGAAACACACAAUGGGUCUUUUUAACAUUUGAAAAAAUUGGUUACACCGGAUAUUAUAUUAACACGUGAAGAAGUGUAAAUAGUUCAUUAUUAUUUCUGAUAAAUUCCUAAGACUGGACGGAUAUUUCUCUAAAGUACGUUGCUAUUGUUCAAAAGUCAUUUAAAAUUAGUGCUUACUACUAAGAAGCAAUAAAACUUGCACUUUAUUAAUUUAACAACCCUAUUCUUGACCCAGAAAUUUUGAAAAUCAAGUAUCAACUCUGUAUAAGACUCAAAACUGUGAAAGAAGUAAACGUAUUAUUUCCCCCAUUCCUCAUGAGGUCUCUGUAGCGUGUAGUUUUAUACCAUUGCUGAUUUUUCCUGCAGCUGUAUUUUUUUAAUCAUGAAAAUAAUUUGUUCCUUUUCUGAUCAAUAAAUGUCUUCACUUUUUCA